Molecule: messenger RNA, 1935 nt
Organism: Pristis pectinata (smalltooth sawfish)
Lineage: Eukaryota; Metazoa; Chordata; Chondrichthyes; Rhinopristiformes; Pristidae
Product: cadherin-related family member 3-like
Exons: 14
Coding region: 1-1935 (644 amino acids)
Biological process (GO): homophilic cell-cell adhesion
Cellular component (GO): catenin complex; plasma membrane
Molecular function (GO): calcium ion binding; cadherin binding
Source: RefSeq, a predicted model, not a curated record
AUGAGGAGGGACUUCUUCUCUCAAGAGGGUGUGAACCUUUGGUGUUUCCACUCCAGAGACAACCGGCGGCAGAGUUGUGUUGAGAUGGACAAAGACAAGGUGACAGUUUCACAAAGCCCUGGACUGGACUAUGAAACUCAAUCCAAUUACGACUUAUUGAUCUUUGUUGAAGAUAAUAAGGGGAACACGGACUUUCAAACACUUACAGUUUUAUUAGUUGAUGUUAAUGAGCCCCCAAGAUUCCUGGAUAAUCUGGCACAUGGAGUUGUAUAUGUUGACUUUCUGGAGAAUUUAGCAGUUGGUGCGAUGAUAUAUGAAGUUGAAGCAACUGAUCCUGACAAAGAAGAUGAUGUUCUCUCUUAUUCGGUCAAUUCCUCGCUGGUAAUCGUUAACCGUAGUGGGAAAAAUGGGGCAAUUCUUGCGGCAAAAUCAUUUGAUUAUGAGAAAGAUUUGCACAGCUUCAGUGUGAUAGUGACAGUAAAGGAUACAACGGGUAAUAGCAUCACAGGGAUUAUUGUGGUCAAUUUAAUUAACGUGAAUGACAACUGGCCAGUCUUCAAGCAAAAUAAAACAAUAUUCAAUAUUUUGGAAGAAAAGCCACCCAGUUCAGUAAUCGGAAAGGUUACUGCUUAUGAUCCUGAUGAUGAUGGUACAUCAGUCAGCUUGAUUUAUUUUAUGACUGCUCCAAACCAAUACUUCACCAUUAAUUCAGUUACGGGGGAGCUGAUUGUAUCUGCAAUAAUUGACCGAGAUAAUGGACCUUUCAGAGAUGUUCCAAUGCAAGAGUUUGAAGUCGCUGCUAAAGACAGUCCUUCUCAAGGGCAUACAGCCUCAAUGACCAUUAUAGUCAACAUAAGAGACGUCAAUGAUAACCAACCCUUCUGUUUCCCACAUACACACAGUAUUCAGGUACCAGAAACAACUAAAAAGGGUACAACAAUUGUUACUAUAUCCUGCAAAGAUAAUGACGUGGAUCUUGCAAACAGCCAGUUUACUACUUCGUUUCAGCCUGGUCUCAGGACUGGUGGAAAAUUUGCUUUGAAUGGGAAGAAUAGUACUACUAUUGUGGUUACUGGUGAUCUGGACUUUGAAGCUGUUACUAAUCUUGAAGAUGGCAAUGUCUACAUGAUGACAGUAGUUGUCACAGACAUUUCACCACCCCAUUUCCAAGAUACAGCGACUGUGUACAUCACGGUCACAGCAGUAAAUGAGUUUCAACCAUCCUUCAGUCAGACAUCUUAUACCUUCAACGUAUCUGAAUUCAGUGCAACAGGAACAAAGAUUGGACAAGUGUCUGCAGACGACAAAGAUCUUCCAGGCCAGGAACUCAUUUACUCACUUGUAGCAGGGGGAAACACACUGGGCUACAAUCAGUUGUUUUGGAUCAAUCCAACAUCAGGGGAAAUACAUCUUGUGGCCCAACCCGAUUAUGAGGCAACUGCCCAGUACUUGCUUACAGUGCAGGCUGUUGAUUUAGAUUCUGAUGAUACAAAAGCUGCUACAACAACUGUCACAGUGAAUAUUCUUCCAACCAAUGAUGAACCACCUGACUGUCAGCCAAAAUUUUAUUCUCUGGCGAUUCUCGAUGACACAGCUGUGGGAACAAAUGUUCAAGGCUUCCAAUUAUCCUGUACAGACCGGGACUCUCCCCCUCACUCUUUCCGUUACUUCAUAACUUCAGGUAAUAUCAACAACCACUUUAGACUCUCUCCAAGUGCUGGAUCCAACAUCACCAAGCUGGUACUUGCCGUUCCUUUUAAUUACAUGCAAGGUGUUGAUAAAGUCACUGAUUAUAAUCUCAUUGUUCAAAUAACUGAUGACAACCUUUUGGCUGGAAACACAGAGAGAAAACUUGUGCAAACAGGGAGAGUAAUGAUCAAUAUCAGAAUUAUUAUCCCUACACCCAGUUCUCAGAAAACAACCACAACCUUGUGA